GGGGGUGACCAUAUAAACUCAUCAGCAUUGCAGUGGGGAUAACUUACUGUAUUCAUGGAGAUAAACGCAGGAGAGCCAUCCUUGGAUGCGAUUUUAGAAUCAAACAAGUUUAACGUUACGGAAGAAGGCAAUACUUCAAGUUUAGUUUCCAAUGGAUGUGUGGAUUACAAAGGCAGGAUUGCAGACAAGCAGACAACUGGAGGAUGGAAAGCCUCCCCUUUCAUCAUAGUGAAUGAAGUGGCCGAGAGGUUGGCGUUCUUUGCUAUCGCGGUAAACAUGGUGGCUUAUCUGGUGCGGGAGAUGCAUCAGCCUCUGCCGGAUGCAGCCACUCAUGUCACGGACUGGAUUGGAGCCGCGUAUGUUCUCACGUUGCUUGGAGCUUUCCUGGCCGAUGCCUAUUUGGGCCGUUUUCGUACCAUCAUCAUCUUCUCUUGCAUCUACGCUGUUGGAAUGGUGUUGUUAACAAUUUCAGCAUCCGUAGACAGCUUAAGGCCUCCUUAUUGCCCCAAGCGACCAUGCAUUCCAGCUUCCACCGGCCAGAAGGCUUUCCUUUACUGUGCGCUGGCGCUUAUAGCACUCGGGACCGGUGGCAUCAAGCCGUGCGUCUCCUCAUUUGGCGCAGACCAGUUUGAUGAAUCCGACCUAAACGAAGCACAUAAAAAGUAUGCGUUUUUCAACUGGUUCUUCUUCGCUAUUAACAUGGGAGCCCUUUUAGGCAUCACACUGUUGGUGUACAUACAAGUGGAGAUGGGGUGGGCUUGGGGAUUUGGAAUCCCGACAGCAGCGAUGAUCAUCUCAGGCGUCAUAUUAGGUGCUGGUUUUUCCAAGUAUCGGUACCAAAAGCCAGUUGGGAGUGCUUUUACCAGAUUUGUUCAGGUCAUUGUUGCUGCUGUGAGGAACCAUGUGAGAGGAGUUGAGGUGGGGCGGGUAACUCAUCUUUAUGAGGUUCAAACUAGAGAAUCUGAUAUCCAUGGUGCACAGAAGCUGCCUCACACGGGACAGUACAGAUUCUUGGAUAAAGCUGCAGUCAUAACAGAGCCAGAAUGCAACACAAAGAACCGCUGGAGACUCUGCACGGUAACACAAGUAGAAGAAUUCAAAUCCUUCGUCAGGAUCCUUCCCGUCUGGGCGUCAACCAUUGCUCUGGCAAUCUCCUUCGCUCAGCUCUCCACUUUCUUCAUCCAGCAGGCCAGCAUCAUGGACCGAAAACUCGGCCCGCAUUUCGAAAUACCAUCAGGCUCCGUUCCUGUUUUCAGUGCCAUAAACGCUCUGAUACUAGUCCCUGUCUACGAAAAGCUCAUUGUCCCGUAUCUCCGUGCCAAAACAGGCCAUCCGCGGGGCAUCACCUCGUUGCAGCGCAUGGGAAUUGGAUUGUUUGUGUCGAUUUUUGCCAUGGUGUCAGCUGCGUUGGUGGAGAAGAAGAGAAGAGAUCAUUACUCUGAUCGUCUGAGUAUUUUCUGGCUCUUUCCUCAGUGCUUUCUUAUCGGGAUGGCUGAAGUUUUCACGUACGUGGGGCAGCUGGAGUUCUUCUAUGAUGAGGCCACGGACGGAACGAGAAGCCUAAGCAGCGCCAUGUUUUUGAGUGAGAUUGGGAUCGGAAGUUGGCUGAGCACUGCGAUUGUUAAGAUCAUUGAGAGAGCUACGGGUGGAGUGCGAGAGGGGUGGCUGAGGGAUGAUCUUAACGUGAGCAGGCUCGAUUAUUUGUACUGGAUUCUGACAGGUGUUAAUGGGGUCAAUUUUGUGGUGUAUUUGUGGGUUUCGUGGAGGUAUAAAGGACGAAAUGGCGGUGGUGGGAGUGUGAGGGAUGAUUCUGUGGUGGUGGAACUGGCUGGAAACAUGCCCAGUGCGGAUGAUCAAAGGGGAAUUUCGCAGUCUUACAAUCUGAAUGCAGUCCCAUUUGGUGGAAGGGGAGAAGUAUCUGAUCAAGAAUAAGUUCAUUUGAUUCUUCUAUUUUAGUUUGGUGAAUUGGUUCAUGCUUUCUUGGAUUCUUUUUUGCAAGUGUAAGUACUCAUGGAGAAACAUUAUUUUAUAUAUAUGAACUAUGAAUUGUUUAGUAAUUUUAUAAACGAUGCAUAAAAUGGUUGGGAAAAAUG
Messenger RNA from Sesamum indicum (sesame), 2093 nucleotides. Lineage: Eukaryota; Viridiplantae; Streptophyta; Magnoliopsida; Lamiales; Pedaliaceae. The record is from RefSeq and is a predicted model, not a curated record.